Magnolia sinica is the source of this 2158-nucleotide messenger RNA. Its product is annotated as sucrose nonfermenting 4-like protein. Lineage: Eukaryota; Viridiplantae; Streptophyta; Magnoliopsida; Magnoliales; Magnoliaceae. The record is from RefSeq and is a predicted model, not a curated record. The transcript has 12 exons. Bases 446 to 1693 code for a protein of 415 amino acids.
AUUUCCAAGAAUCGCCGGCAAGGCUAACGUCCGCCACCUCCGCGGCUGCGCCCACCCCCUCUCGCUUUCAUCUACGUAAGAAAGAAUAGAAAAAGGAAAGAGAAAAGAAAAGCGUUUUCCUUUUCCAACUGAAAAUUCCUCUUUCUGUUCAGCUGUGGAGAAACCGAGGCGGAAACUAGGGCACGCCCGAGAGCUGCACCUGCUCGCUCCCUCGAUCGGACGGCCAAUAUUCAAUCAGAUUCCCCCCUUCCCCCUCCUUUUUCUGCGAUUCUGGAUUAGGGUUUCGGGAGCGAGUUUCUGGUAAUGCGUCGUUCCUGAGGGAUCCUCUGCUGACGUGGAGGGUCCCCCUUCUGGUGCCGGUCUUUGUAAUUCUUCGAAGUUUGGAGGGUAGAAUCGUUUUAGGCUUGGAAGGUAGUUCAGAGCAUCGGUAGUGGCCGCAGCAGCGAUGGUUACAACGCGGUUUUCGUGGUCGUAUGGAGGCCGUGAUGUUUUUCUCAGUGGUUCCUUCACAGGGUGGAGCAAGCAUGUUCCAAUGACUCUAGUGGAGGGAUCGUCCACGGUUUUCCUGGCAAUUUGUAAUCUCGCACCUGGUCAUCAUAAGUACAAGUUUUUGGUUGAUGGCGUAUGGCGGCAUGAUGAACAACAGCCUUUUUUUACUGAUGAAUAUGGAAUAGUGAACAAUUUCAUAUUUGUAAGGGAACCAGAAGUGGUCUCUUCGGUGUUACGUCCAGUGGCUUCUAUCAUUCAGCCACACAUGGAGGUCGAUAAUGGCGCCUAUCAGCAUGCGGCUUCGUCGUCAGGGGGCAUGCAUCGGGAGCUUAUGGCACGGUUUCCAGAUGCAGAUAUCAAUGUUUCACGUGGUCGGAUUUCUGUACUUUUGUCAAGUUAUACGGCAUAUGAGUUGCUUCCCGAGUCAGGCAAGGUAUCCGCCCUAGAUGUUAAAUUGCCCGUCAAACGAGCAUUCCAUAUCAUGUAUGAACAGGGCCUUGCUGUUGUGCCUAUUUGGGAUGAUUCUCGACGACAGUUUUCAGGAAUGCUUACCGCUUCUGACUUCAUAUUAAUCUUAAGAGAGCUUCAUAAUAAUGGAUCGAUGCUGACUAAUGAAGAGCUGGAAGUACAUUCAAUUUCUGCUUGGAAGGAAGAAAAAUUAAGACUCAAUGGACAACCUGAUGGGCCUGCACAGCCAUUUAGAAGGCCUCUGAUCCAGGCUGGUCCGCAUGAGUCUCUAAAAGAUGUUGCUCUGCGGAUUCUGCAAAACAAGAUAUCUGUAGUUCCUAUCAUCCAUUCUCCCAUGCAUGAUGGGUCAUGCCCGCAGUUAUUACAUCUUGCAUGCCUUCCUGGGAUACUAAAAUAUAUUUGCAGGCACUUUAGACACUCUCCUGGAUCAGUACCGCUUUUGCAACAACCAAUAUUUGCAAUUCCUUUAGGAACAUGGGCAGCAGAAAUGGGUGUAGCCAGUAGACGACAAUUAAUAGUAUUGCGGCCAAGUGCCCCUUUAAGUUCAGCUCUUAAUUUAUUAAUGGAAGCUCAAGUAAGUUCCAUACCAAUUGUCGAUGACAAUGGAUCCCUGCUAGAUGUGUACUCUCGAAGUGAUAUUACAGCCUUAGCAAGAGGUGGUGCAUAUGCUCAUAUUUCGCUUGAUCAAACGAGUAUGCAAAAUGUAUUCCUCACUGCGAUCUGGCAGAUUGACUGAUCAGGCUGGUGGGCCAUGCUUGUAUGAGAAAAAUGGAUGGUUAGAGAAGCCGAGCAUGGGCCCAUAUCCAACAAACAUGCAUGGCCUACCUGACAAGUGGACUGGCCUGAUUUCUGCUCCAGGGCAUGUGUACAGUGCAACCAAUGGAUGGAUAGGGUCUCGUGUAUAUGCUGAGUUGGGUGUGCUGCAAAGCCUCAUGUCUAUACCAUGAGAACAAGUUUGGAUUCCUCCAUUUGAGUACAUGGCAAACAGAUCUGCAGUAUGCCGAUGGGAAUGAUAACAAGAAACACUCCAUAAUUGUAUGCUAAAAGAACAAUGAACAGAUUUAACUAGGUAACGUUGGUUUCUUACAGGAAAAGGACAACAGAUUCUAUCAACCAUCUUUUUUAACCCUAAAGAAAUCAUUGAAUAUUCUAUGCCUUUGUAGUAGAAUGAAAGCUGAUGAUGUCACGUCCUGGAAUCUAA